This is a messenger RNA of Oppiella nova, 1206 nucleotides long. Lineage: Eukaryota; Metazoa; Arthropoda; Arachnida; Sarcoptiformes; Oppiidae. The record is from the annotation of a GenBank genome assembly.
GCGAACUGGGAGUGACAGUGAGUGCGUGCGUGUUGUACGUAAUGAGUGAACGGUCCCUACAAUGAGUGUUUGAGUCAAAGCCAAUGCAAUAAUUAAUAAUAAUUUGUUUGUUUGUGAGAAACGCUGUAAACGUUGCCAUCAUUUCAUUAAACCAUUCAUUCAUUUCUUUCUAUUUAUUUACCGUUCAAUUGGUUUGCCGUUAAUUGUAUUACAACUGAGAGGUGAUCGCAACCAAUGGCCAAAACAUACGACUAUUUAUUCAAACUCUUACUCAUCGGUGACUCCGGAGUGGGAAAGACAUGCAUUUUGUUCAGAUUCAGCGAAGACGCCUUCAACACCACUUUCAUCUCAACCAUCGGCAUCGACUUCAAGAUCCGGACCAUUGAAUUAGACGGCAAGAAGAUAAAGCUCCAGAUAUGGGACACCGCAGGACAGGAACGGUUCCGCACCAUAACGACGGCCUACUAUAGGGGAGCGAUGGGUAUUAUGUUGGUCUACGACGUGACAAACGACAAGUCCUUCGAGAACAUCAAGAACUGGAUCCGCAAUAUCGAAGAGCACGCGUCCAGUGAUGUCGAGAAAAUGAUUUUAGGCAACAAAUGCGAUGUCAAUGACAGGAGACAAGUGUCUCGCGAAAGAGGCGAACAGUUGGCCAUCGAGUAUGGCAUCAAAUUCAUGGAGACCAGCGCUAAGGCCAGUGUCAACGUCGAGGAGGCCUUCUUCGCCUUAGCCAAGGAUAUCAAGACAAAGAUGGAGAAAAAAUUGGUGAGUCAUCCGCACACCACGACCAACACACCCCGAGCCGACACUCCCGAUACCUACCAUUCCCUACCAUUCCCAACACAUGUCUAUUGUCUUUACAUUCUGUCUCUCUUUAUGUCUCUCUUCUCACAUUUGGUCGCAAUUUCUCUCUAUUUCUCAAUACUAUUGGCUUUCCUUUCAUUAGAAGGAGGCGUCAAACCCCACGCGCGGGAGUCAUCACUUGAGGGCUAAUGAGCCGACAAGAAAGCAGUCGAAAGUCUGGUUUUGUUCAAUACUCUAAAUAUUUUGUUUUUUAAUUUUUAAAUAUAUAUAAAAUAUUAAUAUUUUAAUUAAUUGUCGCGGAUAUCAUUAGAAAAGUAUUGUAAAUUCAAUUAAAGCCUUAUUUGAGUGCCUUUUAUUGAGAAUGAAAACAAAAUUUAUUACAAUUGUUGAAAUAUUACGGAC